Tilletiaria anomala UBC 951 is the source of this 1696-nucleotide messenger RNA. RefSeq lists its product as uncharacterized. The transcript has a single exon. Gene Ontology annotation, cellular component: mitochondrial matrix. NCBI's taxonomy places the organism in Eukaryota, Fungi, Basidiomycota, Exobasidiomycetes, Georgefischeriales, Tilletiariaceae. Gene Ontology annotation, molecular function: translation elongation factor activity. Bases 30 to 1559 code for a protein of 509 amino acids. The record is from RefSeq and is a predicted model, not a curated record. Gene Ontology annotation, biological process: mitochondrial translational elongation.
AAUCGCAGCGAGCACAGACUCGAGCACUCAUGUCAGGUAUAUCCCUGCGUGCGCCGCUGCGCGCGUUGCAGCGCGCUCCCGUGGCGCAUGCGCAACAGCCACUGUGCGCUUGCCGUCCGGCCUCAGCUGCCGUGGCAGCGGCAUCAGCAGCUUCAGGCGCACACCAUCCUGCGCGUCGUGCGGUGCACGCCACACGCGCAACCCACCUGCCGGAGCAAGCCAAACCCGCAAAGCCCGCGAUUCAGGCAAUCGCCGCGUUGCGCCAGCGUGUGCCCGGCACAUCGCUGCUGAAAGCGCGCGAGGCGCUGCUCGCCUCGCGCGCCGCCUCUGCUCCGCACACGGACGACGUCGACGCCGCUGUGCGUUGGCUCGACACUGACCGCCAGGCACAGGGCGCCGCGCGGGCUGCCAAGGUCGCCGCGCGCCGCGCCGCCGAGGGCGUCAUCGCCGUGUGCGUCCGCACUGACGGCCUGCCGGCUCGCCUCGCCACCACACACGCCGCAGAGCCGCAGCUGUGCGUCGAGCUCAAGCCCGAAGCGAAGCGCGCCGGAUUCUCACUCGACUCACCCCCGCAAGCGGCCAUUAUCGAGCUCAACUGCGAGACGGAUUUUGUAGCGCGCAACCCGCUCUUCCAAGAGCUUGCGCGUGACAUUGCCCACACCACUGCCCUGUUCCCCGCACUGUCCGGCAGCAUCGACGCGAGCAGCAGCAGCAGCAGCGCCAUCGCGCGACCCGUGCAGGACAUUGACCUGGCACAGCUACUCACAUUUCCGCUACUCAGCAGCUCGCCGAGCGCCGAGUCGGCGCCUGUGCUUGCGAAGCCGAAGCUGAUCUCCGAGGCGAUCAUCGACGCCAUUUCGCGCCUUGGCGAGAAAAUCACUCUCAGCCGCGCCGCUGCGCUCUCGCCGCCGUGCGCGGCGCAUGAGGGCGGCGGCGGCAUGAUGCUCGCCAGCUCCUUCGCUCACGGCGUGCUUCCCGCCGCUGCGCCGAGCUCUUGCGCGUCGUCCACGGCACCCGCGGCCCCUUUGCCCGCACAGACCGCCCAGGGGUACAGCCUGACGAUGGGUAGAGUCGGCUCCCUGCUGCUGACGCACUUCCCGCAGCGCGCGUCCAACGGUAACGGGGGCGGCUCCUCAAGCACCAACGCGAAUGUCGACAAUGCACAGUUGGCCAAGAUGGUGCGCGCAUUGGUACGCUCCCUCGCUCGUCAGACUGCCGGCAUGCAGACGUCUUCGAUCGGCUCAGUGGAGGCGGGAGCGGCACAGGCAGACGAAAGCAGCACAGCGCUGCUGGACCAGCCGUUCAUGAUGCUCCUCCCAUCUGCCCUCCCUCCCGUUGAAGCAGCAGCAGCAAGCGCGCUGCCCGCGGCGCUUGACUCAUCUCAAUCCGUGCGCUCCGUCCUGGUCGCGUGGUCGCAGAAAGUCCUCAGCGGGCAGCCAGCCAUAGAGGUGCUAGGUAUGCAGCGCUGGGAAGUCGGCGAGACGCUCGAGCCGAGACAGCAAGGCGAUGGCGCACUCGACUUUGCGGCCGAGGUCAGGAAGGCUGCUGGGUUGGCAUAAGGGCCAUUGCUCGGUUCUUCAUGGCAGGCGUCUAUCGUCAGAUGCGACGCGCUCAUCGAGAGCGAGUAUCCUGCCGACCAGAGCAUAGCGAGUUGAUUUAUGUGUAUCGUCUCUCUGCUACAAUCCGAUAUAGGACU